GGCCUUUCCAUCGGGUAGGUACCCAAUGUGUCACAAACAUCACUGAAGAAGAUCUUCACCCUGGGAAGCGUGAUCCCCUCCACAUUAAACAGGAGGAGGAGUGGGAGAUGCCGUAUAUCAAACAGGAGGCGGAGCCAGAGACCCCCAGCAUUAAAGAAGAAGAACAGGAAGAUGAAAUCACCAAAUUUCCCAUGACUCUCGGUGUAAAGAGUGAAGAAGAUGAAGGUCUGAGCGAAGAAAGUGGAGCAGCGAAACCUUCGAGCGACAGCUCAAUUCAGCACCUGACAUCAAACGGAGAAGAACGAUUGCAACCGGAAGGCCUCUUAUCUCCACUUUCGGACAGCGACGAUGUAACGUCACACUCUUCUGACUUUAACACUGAUGAGGAGGAUGAUGACUUUGACCAAAAUGAUUCAAAUUCUUUAAACGAGUCAUCAUCGAGCAGAGACGCAAAAGAAUGCGCGGUUUGGAAACCUUUUCCCUGCACACUUUGCGACAAAAGAUUUUCAAAGAACACUGAUUUAGAAAAGCAUAAGCGUACACACACUGGAGAAAAACCUUUUGUUUGCACAUAUUGUGAUAAAAGGUUCACAGAGAAGGGAAAUUUAAACAAACACACCAGCACACACACUGGAGAGAAGCCUUUCACCUGCUCAUUUUGUGAGAAAAGAUUUCGUUCAAAGUUUCAGGUGACAAGACACACGCGUACACACACUGGAGAAAAGCCUUUUUCCUGCUCAGUUUGUCAUAUCGGAUUCUGUCAGAAGGGAACUUUAAACAAACACGAAAGGACACACACUGGAGAGAUGCCGUUCGCUUGCUCAUUUUGUGGGAAAAGAUUUCGUUCCAAGUAUCAGGUGACAAGACACACGCGUACACACACUGGAGAAAAGCCGUUUUCCUGUUCAGUUUGUCAUAACAGAUUCUAUGAGAAGGGAACUUUAAACAUACAUGCAAGAACACACACUGGAGAGAAACCUUUUGACUGCUUAGUUUGCGGUAAAAAAUUCACUCAGAAGUCACAUUUAAUAUCGCACGCAAAAAGCCACACUAGGGAAUAACCUUUGAAUUAUCAGUUAUCUUGGCGCUGUCCAAGCCAAGACACGUUCGUUGUUUUCCAAUGGACUGCACCACCGUGAUCAUUAUGGACGUCUCUGUUGUCCUUGAUGUCUGUUCCCUUGGCUUAUCACCGCUGCUGGGUCAUUUCACCUCAUCUUUUUUAUCGGACACUCAGACUCACGUACUUUGGGCUCUUUUGCCCACCCCCACAAUCAUUCCUCUCAAGCACUCAUAUUUUAAAUGUCUUCUGUUUGUCAAUUACACUAUGGUUUUAAUAAUCUUAUCUCUUAGGUACUGAAGUAGCACUGCAAUGAAAACCGGUGUGUUUAAGCAUGAUCAAUGUUUACUUGGUUAGCAAACAUUUAAAGAAUUACUUGAUCUUUUUACUUUAACUAUUAAAUAUUUGUGUUCAUUAUUGUCACUUGGAAACAUAGCCAAUGUGUAUUUCUGUUUGUAUUUAUUUUCAAUUCAUCGAUUUAGUUUUGAAUGGCAUUGUAUAAAUGUAUCCAUUCGUUAAUAUAAUAGAAUUUGCCAAAUACACAAAUGGCUAAUAGCUUAUUUAUUUAUAUGCAAUUAUAUUUUAUUUCAGGGAAUACGUCGUUAUUAGUCUUGUGCAUUGUAGUAUUUUACUCUCUGAAUUAUUCUAGAAUUGCGUGACCUACUAUUCCUAUUGAUUUGUUUUUUUGUUUGUUUGUUUGUUUUUUACUUCCUCUGUUGUGAACGCUUUUUAGAGCUCUUGUCUGUUUUAUUUCAAAAUCAAUUUCAGAGUGUCACUUGGGGACAUAGCCAAUGUGUAUUUGUCUUUGUAUUCCUGUGGAAUUUUGUUUUUUUUUUAACAUUGUAUUAAUCAAUUUUUUUACAUCAUUAGAAAAAUAUAUAAAAUUAAUCAUUUAUAACUAUAUAAUAAAUAUUGUAAUUGGUUAUAUUUAUCAGUCAAGUAAAAAAAAAACCUUACCAACAGCGACCUCUCC
Molecule: messenger RNA, 2030 nt
Organism: Corythoichthys intestinalis (scribbled pipefish)
Lineage: Eukaryota; Metazoa; Chordata; Actinopteri; Syngnathiformes; Syngnathidae
Product: oocyte zinc finger protein XlCOF19-like
Exons: 2
Coding region: 108-1061 (317 amino acids)
Biological process (GO): regulation of transcription by RNA polymerase II
Molecular function (GO): DNA-binding transcription factor activity, RNA polymerase II-specific; RNA polymerase II cis-regulatory region sequence-specific DNA binding
Source: RefSeq, a predicted model, not a curated record